AUGACCAACUGGCCCGACGUUCACAUCAAGGCCGCCUCCGGCGUGCCCUUCUACACUCCAGCCCAGAGCCCACCAGCUGGGACUGCCCGAAACCCCCAGACCAGCGGCAAGCCCAUUCCGAAACUCUUCCAACCCUUGAAGAUCCGCAACCUCAGCUUUCAAAACCGCCUGGGCCUUUCCCCCAUGUGUCAAUAUAGCGCCGACGACGGACACAUCACACCCUGGCACCAGACACACUAUGGUGGAAUCGCCCAACGCGGUCCCGGCCUCAUGAUCAUCGAAGCGACUGGCGUGCUACCCGAAGGCCGUAUCACUCCUGGCUGCCUCGGCCUCUGGAAAGAUUCCCAGAUCGCGCCCCUCAAGGAAGUUGUCGACUUUGCACAUAGCCAAGGUCAGAAAAUCGGUAUUCAACUCGGUCACGCUGGCCGCAAAGCCUCUACCCUUCCCCCUUGGGUAGGCGGCGCCACUGCUACCAAUGCUGUCGGCGGAUGGACCGAUAACGUCAAGGGCCCCAGUGCUAUCCCAUUCUCUCCCAACGAUGUUGUACCAAAGGCUAUGACCGAGGAAGAUAUCGUGGAAUUGAAGGAAGCUUGGGAAUCCGCUACCAAGCGUGCCCUGAUUGCUGGCGUGGACUUUAUUGAAAUCCACGCUGCGCAUGGCUAUUUGCUUUCCUCCUUCUUAAGUGCGUCUUCCAAUCAACGUACCGAUCAGUACGGCGGUAGCUUCGAGAACCGAACCCGUCUACCACUCGAGGUCGCCCAGUUGACCCGUGAUCUCGUCGGUCCCGAUAUGCCCGUGUUCCUCCGUGUUUCCGGUACAGACUGGCUGGAAAACAGCCUUCCGGACGAGAAGGGCUGGAAGCUUGAAGACACUGUGGAAUUCGCACGCCUGCUCGCUGAGCAAGGUGCGGUGGACUUGAUCGAUAUUAGCUCUGGUGGUGUCCAUGUGGCACAGAAAAUCACUAGCGGUCCCGCCUUCCAGGCUCCUUUGGCUGCGGUCGUCAAGAAGGCUGUUGGAGAUCGCCUGAAGGUUGCCGCUGUGGGUAUGAUUAACCACGGUGACCUUGCUGAGAAGAUCUUGCAAGAAGACAACCUUGAUGUUAUCCUGGUCGGACGAGCAUUCCAGCGUGAUACAGGUCUCGCAUGGCACUUUGCUAAGGACUUGGAUGUGGAAAUUGCCAUGGCUGCGCAGAUCCGCUGGGGCUUCACAAGCUUCCGAAAUGCUUCCGAGUAUAUCCAGCCGAACUCGAUGAAGGCGACCAUCUUCGAUUAG
Messenger RNA from Penicillium brevicompactum, 1272 nucleotides. RefSeq names its product NADH:flavin oxidoreductase/NADH oxidase. The record is from RefSeq and is a predicted model, not a curated record. Gene Ontology annotation, molecular function: FMN binding; NADPH dehydrogenase activity; NADP binding. Gene Ontology annotation, cellular component: intracellular anatomical structure. Lineage: Eukaryota; Fungi; Ascomycota; Eurotiomycetes; Eurotiales; Aspergillaceae. Bases 1 to 1272 code for a protein of 423 amino acids. The transcript has a single exon.